Nerophis ophidion (straightnose pipefish) is the source of this 958-nucleotide messenger RNA. RefSeq names its product myosin heavy chain, cardiac muscle isoform-like. NCBI's taxonomy places the organism in Eukaryota, Metazoa, Chordata, Actinopteri, Syngnathiformes, Syngnathidae. The transcript has 4 exons. The record is from RefSeq and is a predicted model, not a curated record. Bases 53 to 958 code for a protein of 301 amino acids.
GUUAACAUCAAAACAGCGAAAUUAAAGAUAUCACAACAUAAACAGCGUAAAGAUGGCGGAAGAAGUCGUCGAGGUUCUGGACACUGAAAAGUUGUACCUGACACAAAUCCGACAUUUGGAGGAUCAGCUGGAUAAGUGUCAGGCGAAAUGCGGCGAGCUGGAGAACCACGUCCUGGAUCUGAUGUCGGAGCUGCGGGCGCUGACGAAGGACAAGGACGACGUGACCAGGUACUUGAAGCGGGCGCUGGACACCAAAGACAAGAAGGUGGAGAUGCUGAUGGAGCAGGUGGAGCAGCAGCAGGAGGCCAGCGAGAAGGACAAGGAGACCAUCGAGCAGCUGAAGAAGCAGCUGGAGCAGCUGCACCAUCGCAUCAGCGAGCUGGACGCCGUCAUCGACACGCAAGCCAAGCAGUUGGACAAGCAGGCGGGACAGCUGGUGGCUCUGGAGGAAAAGAUGGUGUUCCAGAAGAAGCAGCAGGACGCCGCCAAUAAGCAGCUGACGGAGGACGCGCAGAGAGACAAGACUAACAUGAUCGCUGAGACGAUGAGGAACAUGGAGGUGGUGUUCGAGGACAAGCUGUCCAAGAGGCUGGAGGAGGAGAGAGUUCAGAACAGCGAGAAGAUGACCCAGCUGCAGAUGAUGCUGCAGGAGAACAUGACUCUGUGGCUGGAGAAGGACGUCAUGCAGAAGAAGGAGUUGGAGCUCAGCUGCGAGGUCAGUCGUCUGGAGGACGAGCUCACCAAGAAGCCUCGCAGGAAGUUCACGCGCAGGAAGGUAAGAGCGGCCCCGGCGCUCCAAACACGUCCUGCUGGUCCCUCUGACAUCUUGUCCUCCUUCACAGUGACCUUCUGGAAUGUUCCACACGGAACCAUCCAUGAACUUUCACCAAGAUGGAUAACAACAACAAGACCGCUUGUGUCCACAAUUUCCGCCAACCAGGAAAUGUUUGACUCCUAA